Molecule: messenger RNA, 672 nt
Organism: Cryptosporidium muris RN66
Lineage: Eukaryota; Apicomplexa; Conoidasida; Eucoccidiorida; Cryptosporidiidae
Exons: 1
Coding region: 1-672 (223 amino acids)
Biological process (GO): ribosomal large subunit biogenesis; nuclear-transcribed mRNA catabolic process; rRNA processing
Cellular component (GO): preribosome, large subunit precursor; nucleolus
Molecular function (GO): RNA binding
Source: RefSeq, a predicted model, not a curated record
AUGGCGAGAUCAAGGAGAGUGAGAUUAUCUGCGUUAGUUAAAGAUAAAGAUAAAAGGAAGGAGAGAAAUAUAGACUUAAUAAAUAAAGUUCGAGAGUGUUGUACAUGUUUUAAGUAUAUAUACGUUGUUAUUUUACAGAAUCAGAGGAAUUCUCUCCUAAAGCUAUUCAGGAAGAAGCUCGGAGAUGGACACUUCAUUUUUGGGAAGAACAAGGUACUUAGACUUGCCUUGGGAGUAAAGCCGCAGGAUGAAAUAAAUAACAAUAUUUCUUCUAUUUCUCAAUUACUGAAAGGAGAGCGUGCAUUGAUAUUUUCUAAUUUAAUUCCCAGCGAAAUGAUGAAAAUAUGUGAAGAUUCAUCAAGCCUAGAGUUUGGACGUACAGGAUCUAUUCCAGGGAUUUCUUAUGUUUUAACUGCUGGUUGUAAUAUAAAGGAAAAGUUGACUUUACCAGAUACAGUACUACAUAAGCUUGGAUUGGAGACUAGAAUUCAAGGUGAAAACUAUGAAUUGGUGAGUGACUUCACAGUUUGUGAAACAGGUGUGCCUUUAACUAAUAAGCAGGCACAAGUAUUGAAGUAUUUGGGAAUACAAACAGUUAAGUUUGAGAUAAUUAUUGAAGCAUUCUGGUAUGAUGGAAAGCUUUAUAGUUCGAAUUCCUGCAAUUCAAAUUAG